Molecule: messenger RNA, 482 nt
Organism: Culicoides brevitarsis
Lineage: Eukaryota; Metazoa; Arthropoda; Insecta; Diptera; Ceratopogonidae
Exons: 2
Coding region: 1-459 (152 amino acids)
Biological process (GO): sterol transport
Molecular function (GO): sterol binding
Source: RefSeq, a predicted model, not a curated record
AUGUUUCGUUUGUUACUUGUAGUUCUCUUACCUGCAUUCGCUUUAGCUACUGAAGGCAUUGUUCCAUGUAGCAAUGGAGCUCCCAUGCCGAAUAAAGUUCAUGUAGAUAAUUGUGAGAAAGUUCCUUGCAUUUUGCCACGCGGAGAUCAUUUGACUUCUAUCAUCGAUUUUGAGAGUCCUUCUUACUCUGAAACCCUGACUCUUAAAAACACAUGGCGCGAAAUAGCUUCUGGCUUAACAGGAGAAUUCCCGUUUCCAUCGAGCAUCAAGAACGCUUGUAACCAUUUGUUGAACGCAGCUUGUCCCGUAUACCCUUCCGAAGACAUUUCCUACAACUUGACGAUGCCCGUUUUGAAGUUGUAUCCGCCAAAGUUGGAUCUGGACUUGCAAAUUUCCGUAUGGAAUGACGAUGGCGAAGCUGCCUUCUGUUUCAACAUCUUGGCACGAACAUCUAGUUAAGGAAGCGAAAAUAAAUAUCUAAU